UUUAUGAUUUUAAUAAUAUUUUCCACAGUCAUGGCCUGUUUCACUCUUCCACCCUGGAAUUUCUUUUGAAAAUAGUUUCCCUUUGGCAUUAGCAGUUCUUUUGGUUGUGGUGUUGUAGUUUGUUGGUUAUCACUGAAACUAUAUCACAUCCAUGUGAUCGGAGGCCACUAUUGAUUCACCGCAAAACUCAGACGUUGAGUAUGAAAUGGCUCUAGAACCCGUGAUUUCUGCCAUAAAAUCUGUUUCCCAAAAGAUCCAGUUGCUCCAAAUCCACGCUCACAUUAUACGCACAAACCUCAUUCAAUACCCCCCAGUUUCUAUUCAGUUCUUGUCCCGUAUAGCUCUCUCUGGUCCAUUGCAAGAUGCCAACUAUUCCCACCGUUUUUUUGAGCAACUCACCCACCCCUUGAUUUUUCAUUACAACACCAUGAUCAGAGCCUGUUCCACGAGUGAUUCCCCGCGAAAGGGUCUCCUUUUAUAUCGAGAUAUGAGAAGAAGAGGCAUUGCCGCAGACCCUUUAUCGGCUUCCUUUGCUGUUAAGUCUUGUAUUAGGCUUCUGUAUCUUCUUGGAGGGAUCCAGGUUCAUUGCAACAUAUUCAAAGAUGGGCACCAAUGGGAUACCCUUUUGCUCACCGCUGUCAUGGACCUGUAUUCGCAAUGCCAAAGCGGUGGUGAUGCGUGCAAGGUGUUCGAUGAGAUGCCUCAAAGGGACACUGUUGCUUGGAAUGUGAUGAUCUCUUGCUGUGUUCGAAAUAAUAGGACUCGGGACGCUUUGAGUUUGUUUGAUGUUAUGCAGGGUUCGAGCGAUAAAUGUGAGCCUGAUGAUGUUUCUUGUUUGCUUCUUCUUCAGGCUUGUGCUCAUUUGAAUGCCUUGGAAUUUGGUGAACGAAUUCAUGGCUAUAUAAUAGAGCGUGGUUAUGGUGAUGCUCCCAAUUUAUCAAAUGCACUCAUCUCUAUGUAUUCACGUUGUGGUUGUCUAGAGAAGGCUUAUGAGAUUUUUAAGAGAACAGGAAAUAAAAGUGUGGUUUCGUGGAGUGCUAUGAUCUCUGGUUUGGCAAUGAAUGGAUAUGGAAGGGAAGCUAUUGAGGCAUUUGAAGAGAUGCUGAGAAUUGGCAUUCAGCCGGAUGAUCAGACAUUCACGGGUGUCCUUUCUGCUUGCAGUCAUUCUGGAAUGGUUGAUGAGGGAAUGUCAGUUUUUGACCGUAUGAACACAGAGUUUGGAAUAACUCCCAACGUUCAUCACUAUGGGUGCAUGGUUGAUCUCUUGGGCCGUGUUGGCCUGCUUGAUAAGGCUUAUCAGCUUAUUAUGUCAAUGGUAGUGAAGCCAGAUUCCAAAAUAUGGAGGACUUUGCUUGGGGCUUGUAGGAUUCAUGGCCAUGUUACACUUGGUGAACAAGUAAUUGGGCAUUUGAUUGAAUUGAAAGCUCAAGAAGCUGGGGAUUACGUUUUACUUUUGAAUAUUUAUUCUUCAGCUGGACACUGGGAAAAGGUAGCAGAAGUGAGGAAAUUGAUGAAAGAUAAAGCAAUCCGAACAACCCCAGGUUGCAGCACAAUCGAAUUGAAAGGAGUAGUACACGAGUUUGUUGUGGACGACAUUUCACAUUCAAAAAAUCGUUUGAUUUAUGAGAAGCUAGAUGAGAUUAAUCAUCAGCUGAGGAUUGCAGGUUAUGUUGUUGAACUUUCAUCUGAGUUACAUAAGAUGAAUGACAAAGAAAAGGGGUAUGUGCUCUCACAUCACAGUGAAAAAUUGGCUGUUGCUUUCGGGGUUCUUGCAACUCCACCUGGCACAACACUAAGAGUGGCCAGUAAUAUCCGUAUAUGUGUUGACUGCCACAAUUUUCUAAAACUUUUUUCUGGGGUUUACAACCGUGAUGUAUUUCUUAGGGACCAUAAUCGAUUUCACCACUUUAGGGGAGGGCACUGCUCAUGUAACGAUUAUUGGUAGGGAAAUUAUUUGCAGAUUAUAAAUGUGUCAUGUCGAGCGCCGAGUGUUACUGUACUGAAAUUAUUCCCAAGGGAAACUAAAUGUAGAAUUGCUAAUUUUA
Vigna angularis (adzuki bean) is the source of this 2045-nucleotide messenger RNA. Its product is annotated as pentatricopeptide repeat-containing protein At3g47530. Gene Ontology annotation, molecular function: RNA binding; protein binding; zinc ion binding. The record is from RefSeq and is a predicted model, not a curated record. The transcript has a single exon. NCBI's taxonomy places the organism in Eukaryota, Viridiplantae, Streptophyta, Magnoliopsida, Fabales, Fabaceae. The coding region runs from base 206 to 1945 and encodes 579 amino acids. Gene Ontology annotation, biological process: RNA modification.